Messenger RNA from Megalobrama amblycephala (Wuchang bream), 2367 nucleotides. RefSeq names its product nuclear receptor coactivator 7 (gene ncoa7a). The transcript has 6 exons. Lineage: Eukaryota; Metazoa; Chordata; Actinopteri; Cypriniformes; Xenocyprididae. Gene Ontology annotation, biological process: regulation of transcription by RNA polymerase II; response to oxidative stress. The coding region runs from base 952 to 1758 and encodes 268 amino acids. The record is from RefSeq and is a predicted model, not a curated record. Gene Ontology annotation, cellular component: nucleus.
UUUUUAAUUCACUUUAGUUGCUGCAUUUGAAUUGUGAGGAACUUUCAACAUCCAUGGAAGUUUUCCAAGGUUUUUUACUGGCGUCGUGAAGAAGAUCAUGCAAUAGAAGAACCAUUUUUGGUUCUCCAAAGAAAUUGUAAUAAUCUGAAGAAGUGGAAAAAACCCUUUUCGAAUCUUUAUUUUUGAGGAAUUUAAGGAAGUGGAAUUCAAGUGGAAUUUAAUGCAUGCAAAUGUACUGUGUAGCUUUAAUAAUACAGUUUGUGUUUUGCAUGAAUUACCCAUUAAAAAAAAAAACAUACAUAUGACCCAUUUCCAUAAAUGACAUUUAAUUGAAAUUUGUGUUUAUAAUGCAUUACAUUUAAUAAACGAAACUCAGUUUCAUUCAGUUCAAAUUCAAGGAAAACUUGUUCUUAAAUUCUGAAUGUUGCCAAAUCUUGCAACACGUUCUAUCAUUUCUUAUUUUAAAAUCUUUCCAUUUGCAGUAGAAAAGGCAAGAAUGAAUGGAUGAAGCAUUAUAUAACUAUAUUGUACACCCAAAGCUCUUCACAAUCACAUCAGGAUGCAUUGGUUUUCUGCUCAAGUUGCAGCUCUUUUCUUCUCUCGUCUCAAGCCGACUUCCAGUGAAGGCCUCAGUUACUGGAUAAUGGUCUUUUUUCCCUCAUGUGCGUGAGCCAGGAAAGGAUGUUAUAAUAACCCUUCCAGAUGUUCUGGAGCUCCUCUGCACCAAUAGCAGCGGGUCUCGAGGAAUUUUCAUUGCGCAACCGGAACGUAUGACGUUGACGUUACAAGAAAUGGCUGUAGCUUCCUAUAACAGAGUCAAUGCAUUGUAGUCUGUUGGACUGAUAGAGCUUCUGAGGAAAUCUUGUAUGAAUAUGGUCAUUGUGCAUUAGUGAAAAACAUGUUUAUGUGCAAAAUUUCCGAGUUAUCGUUCAUGUGGAUGCUUGUAAAAAUAUGCAUCUUGUUUGUCCAAAGCAGCCCGAGCAUGAGCUUCACUCCUCAAGCGUGUCUUUGUUUUCCUUUAGGGUGGAUCAUCUGUACACGUUCUUUGUCCAGUGGUCUCCAGAGAGCAUCUACAGUAAACACACCAGUAAGCAGGACUUCCUAAAGGUCCAUCCCGAGACCCUCAAUGUGAUCGACACUUUACUGAAUAAUUCUGCUCCCAAGAACUGGAAGAUCGUCACUGUAAAACAGCAGAAGCGUCGUCCGAGUGUUUGCAGCUCUGCCGACUCUGAAUCCGAGGACCUGCAGCCAGUUUUAGUAGAUCACAGUCAGAUCCUGAAAGAACAGCAUCUUGAACAACUGAUGAACCACAUUCCGGCUCGGACUCAAGGUUAUCCGUGGAAGCUGGUGUACAGCACGGCGGAGCACGGCACCAGCCUGAGAACACUGUACCGGCAGAUGGCAGAAAUAGACAGACCCGUUCUGAUGGUCAUCAAGGAUUCGGACAACCAGGUGUUCGGAGCGUUCUCCUCUGACCCUUUCAAAGUGAGCAGCUACUGCUACGGGACGGGAGAGACGUUCCUCUACAGCUUCAGUCCAGAGUUUCAGAUCUUCCGCUGGAGUGGAGAAAACUCCUACUUCGUGAGAGGAUUCCUGGACUCUCUUCAGAUGGGAGGAGGAGGGGGUCCGUUCGGAUUGUGGCUGGACGCUGACCUGUAUCGCGGCUCCAGUUACUCCUGCGACACCUUCUGCAACCGGCCGCUCAGCCUCCAUCACGACUUCACCAUCCAGGAUCUGGAGGUCUGGACCUUCAUCUGAGCAGAAACCGCUGCUGUGUCGGUGUUAUCGCUGCUGUUUCAUCUGAACAAACAGUGUUCGUUCCAGCUAUGAAACCUGCAGAACUCGUCUGUUGACUCAAACAGAACAUUUUCCUCACUUGUAAGUGGCUUUAGAUAAAAGCUUCUGGUAAAUGAACUAACAACAAUGUAAAUGUAGAAAACAAGUUGAGGCAGGAUUUGGGUUUUCAGUUCCCGUUUCCCGUAACUGUAACUGUUGAAGAGGCCUGAUGGGACCUGAACGGCAUUGCUCAAGAUGCCAAGCUUCAAGCGCACAUGUUCCAAACUAUGUAGGCAACAUACUGAAGCACACUAGUUUUGAGUACUACUGACAUAAGACUUUAGUGUCUUGACUUUAAAAUGCACUUACUGGUUUAUGUGACCGACUACUACAUGAAAAAGGAUUUGAAAAGGAAAAAUGGUUUGCUGUAUGAUUGUGAUUUUACUAAGCUAUUUUUUUACUGUAUUUAAAUAACUUUGUGAUCACUGUUAAUAUGUUGAAUUGUGUUUUGGGGUUUUGAUUGUGUUCAUUGUGCAGUGCUGGCAUUGCAUCUGGGUUUUGGGUAUCUAAUAAAACAUUAUUUUUUGGAAA